Colletotrichum spaethianum is the source of this 2235-nucleotide messenger RNA. Its product is annotated as 25S rRNA (cytosine-C(5))-methyltransferase nop2. Lineage: Eukaryota; Fungi; Ascomycota; Sordariomycetes; Glomerellales; Glomerellaceae. The record is from RefSeq and is a predicted model, not a curated record. Bases 1 to 2235 code for a protein of 744 amino acids. The transcript is spliced from 2 exons. Gene Ontology annotation, molecular function: RNA binding; rRNA (cytosine-C5-)-methyltransferase activity. Gene Ontology annotation, biological process: rRNA base methylation; maturation of LSU-rRNA. Gene Ontology annotation, cellular component: nucleolus.
AUGGGUGUCGGAAACCGUAUGAAGAAGCAGGGUCCUCCCGAACCCCUGUCGGAGGCCCAUUUCGCAAAGUUGAAGCGCAAGGCCGGUCUGCCAGCCGACCCCGUCGAGCCUGUCGAGGUUAAGAGGAGGAGAACACACAAGAAGGCUGCCGCCAAGCCCAACGGCGCCGCCGCAAAGAAGCAGGAUGCGAAGAAGAGCAAGGCGCCCGCGCCCAAAGCCGCUGCGCCCAAGGCGAACGGCAGAGGAAAGAAGGCCCAGCCCGUCGAGGACGAGGACGAAGACAUGUCGGACGACAACGACCUUGGCGACUUCGAGGCUGCCGGCUCUGAUAUGAGCGACGACGAGGUUGACGAGUUCUCCGACUUGGAGAACGCACCGGCGGGUCUGGGCGACGACUUCCUGGACUCGGACGACGACUCCGUCUUCGACUCGGACCAGGAGCAAGGGGGCGGCGGCAAGCACAUGUUCUCCGAGGACGAAGACGAGUCGGACGGCGAGGAGAAGCUCACAAAGGCCAACAUCGAGGGUCUCGCGCGGAGGCUCGACCAGAAGAUCGCCGCAGAGGACGCUGAGGCGCAGGCCGAACUCGAGGAGAUGGGUAUCCAGACCAACAUCGACGGCGACAAGCCGCACGUCUUUGACGACGAGGACGACGAGCUCGCCGCCAAGACCAAGUCGCUGCUCGCGCCCGAUCUGCAGCUCCUGAGAACGCGAAUCACGGAAAACAUCAGAGUGCUCGACGAUUUCGCCAACCUCCACGAAGAGGGCCGCUCGCGUGUCGAGUACGUCUCCCAGCUCAUCAAGGACAUCUGCGCCUACUACGGCUACUCCGAGUACCUCGCCGAGAAGCUCUUCAACCUCUUCUCGCCCCGCGAGGCGUUCGCCUUCUUCGAGGCCAACGAGUCGGCCCGCCCCGUCGUCAUCAGGACAAACACCCUCCGCACCCAUCGCCGCGACCUCGCCCAGGCCCUCAUCUCGCGCGGUGUCACCCUCGAGCCCGUCGGCAAGUGGUCCAAGGUCGGUCUGCAGAUCUUCGAGAGCAACGUGCCCCUUGGUGCGACGCCCGAGUACCUCGCCGGAUACUACAUCCUCCAGGCCGCGUCCUCGUUCCUGCCCGUCAUGGCCCUCGAGCCGCAAGAGAACGAGCGCGUGCUGGAUAUGGCCGCCGCCCCCGGUGGAAAGACCACGCACAUGGCCGCCAUGAUGAAGAACACGGGUGUCAUUGUCGCCAACGAUCCCAGCAAGCAGCGUGCCAAGGGUCUCAUCGGUAACAUCCACCGCCUCGGUGCCCGCAACGUCGUCGUCUCCAACUACGACGCUCGUGAAUUCCCCAAGCCCAUGGGCGGUUUCGACCGUGUGCUUCUCGACGCGCCCUGCUCGGGUACCGGUGUCAUUGCCAAGGACGCCAGCGUUAAGACCAACAAGACGGAGAGGGAUUUCAUGCUGCUGCCGCACAUGCAGAAGCAGCUGAUCCUGGCCGCCAUUGACUCGGUCAACCACCACAGCAAGACGGGCGGUUACAUUGUUUACUCUACAUGUUCCGUCACCGUCGAGGAGAACGAGGCCGUCGUCCAGUACGCCCUCUCCCGCCGCCCCAACGUCAGGCUCGUCGAGACCAACCUCCCCUUCGGUCGCGAGGGUUUCACCUCGUUCAUGGGCAAGAAGUUCGACCCGUCCCUGAAGCUCACCCGCCGCUACUACCCGCACACCUACAACGUCGACGGCUUCUUCGUCGCCAAGUUCCAAAAGUUCGGCCCCACGCCCGCAAAGGCCGAGAAGGCCGACCGCUCCGGCCCCGGCUACACCGGCGAGGUCGUAGACAAGACCCCCAUCACCGACGACGAGGACAACUCGGCGUCCGGCCAGGGUGACAACUUUGGCGGCUUCGACGAGGACGAGGACGAGGAGUACAUUGACAAGGCCAAGCGCAACGCCAUGCGCAGGCGCGGCCUCGACCCCAACGCCCUCUCGGCCAAGGCCAAGCGGGAGGCCGCGGCCAAGAAGGACGGCGGCAAGUCCGACAAGUCCGAGUCCGAGGCCGAGGUCGAGAAGCCCGCCGAGAAGACGCCCGAGAAGAAGGACAAGAGCAAGGAGAAGGCCGCCGCCGCCGACAAGGAGCGCAAGGCCGAGCGGAACACCGCGCAGAAGAAGGUGACGUCCACGGCCGCCACGCCGGAAAAGAGCCCCAAGAGCAAGAGCCCCAAGCAAAAGAAGGACAAGAAGGCUGCGAAAUAA